AUGCCUAAACCUAAAGAUAUUGGUUUAAUAUUUGAUGUUACUUUGGAAAAUUCGAAUGAGGAAGAUAGUGAACUAUUGGAAUUUCGUAUAAGAGCAAAUGGUUAUUGUUGUGUAAAUGUAACACCAGAAGUCUUAAUGGAAAAGAUGGGACGCAUAGUGGGUGGUGAUUUUGGUUUUAUAGCUGCAGGUGAAAUUGAAAAAGUUUCUGUAAUAUGGCCUACAGUGUCUCUAUUUAAUCGUGUGGGACUGUGUCCCAUUGCCAUAACCUCCACAAAUACCGCUAGUGAAGAGCGUACAAUUAAAGAAAUUAUUAAAUUUGAUACUAGAUUUGAAAUUCUAGAUCCAGAUGGUCAUACAUUGAGAAGACAAAAAAAUUUCAUUGAUUGCCAAAAUUGGGACAAAGAUUAUUUCAAAAAUUGUUUUCCGGUUGAUUGUGAGGAGCGUUACUUUGGUUUGCGCAAUUUUUACAAUUUUACUUCAGAAAAAUGUGAAAAACUGCCACGAUGUUCACAAAAUUAUCAGUUAUAUGAUAUGUUUACAAAUGAAUGUGUGGAUACAGGAGUUAUUUGUUCUGAGGAAGAUUUAAGAGACUACAAAGAAGUCGAAUUUGUCAAUAAUAUAGGGGAAUUCAAAACAGUGUCUAAAAAGCAGCAAGAGAUAAGAUUUCAAUCAUGGACACGCAAACUGUAUUUAUACAUAUUUUCCUUUGUGGUGGUUUUGUUGGCCAAGGAUUAUUGCUGAACACCAAGCCUGGCAGGGCUAAAGCAAAAAAAAAAAAAUGAAUA
Molecule: messenger RNA, 785 nt
Organism: Calliphora vicina (urban bluebottle blowfly)
Lineage: Eukaryota; Metazoa; Arthropoda; Insecta; Diptera; Calliphoridae
Exons: 7
Coding region: 1-741 (246 amino acids)
Source: RefSeq, a predicted model, not a curated record